Messenger RNA from Physella acuta, 948 nucleotides. RefSeq names its product chymotrypsinogen A. The record is from RefSeq and is a predicted model, not a curated record. Gene Ontology annotation, biological process: proteolysis. Gene Ontology annotation, molecular function: serine-type endopeptidase activity. NCBI's taxonomy places the organism in Eukaryota, Metazoa, Mollusca, Gastropoda, Physidae.
UCAGAUUUAGCUACUGUCGGCAAUUCAGAAGCACACAGGAAACAUGGGCAUGUCUACAGCUGUCUUACUGCUCCUGAUUGGGUUGAUUGAAUCAUCUCAAGCUGCAACGUGCGGCUUACCCAUCAAAACAAGAAUUCUCGGCGGAAUCUCCGGGAAGUCGUACCUAUAUCCUUGGAUGGCGUUCAUCGAAAACAGCUAUUUGAAAUAUACAUGCGGAGGGUCCAUCAUUGACGAGACACACAUACUGACCGCUGCGCAUUGCGUUAGCUACACAGAUGAAAGGACAGGCAUAACCUACCCGACCCCUGCGUCUAAAAUAUCUGUUUACACGGGGUCAUCCAUCAUGGAUGGUUCAACCAAUUAUGCUGAAGCCAAGAAAAGAAAAGUAAUUUCGGUCGCCUAUCAUGAGCACUACGACUCAAAACUGAUGAACAACGACGUCGCUGUGUUGACGCUUUCUGCUCCUAUUGUCUACGACAGGCACCACAUCCCAGUCUGUCUGGCUAAUGGCACCAAGACACCCCAGAUGGCGUCGAAAUGUAUAGCUUUGGGCUGGGGUAACACGAUCAGCUACUCUAUUGGCCCAAUCUCUGACUAUCUUCUCUGGAUCGACAUGCCCAUCGCCUCUGACGAUGAUUGCCAGAGGGAAUAUACUAAAUAUUACAACAUGAACAAGUUUUGUGCUGGGGCAAUGGGCAAAAAUAUUUGUGCGGGAGACUCUGGAGGUCCUCUUGUGUGUAUGGAAUCAGACGGGCGCUACUACCAGUACGGCAUCGCGUCCGCCACUCGGAAUGAGUGCUUCACAUCUAAUGCUCUCUUCACCAAAGUUUCAAGUUUCCUCCCUUGGAUAGCUGAGAAUUCUUCUGCUGAAUAAUCGCUAACCAUAAGAUAUAUGUGCUGAUUUAUUCACGAGGUGUUGUUUUCUCUUAAGAAAUAAAAUAAAAUCCC